AUGCCUAUCCCCAAGUCCGGUCCGUCCUUGGGUACCUUUAGUAUAGGCCACGAUCCUUUCAUGACCCGCGACAAUCUCCAGUAUGACCGCCGUGGUCUGUUUCGGGGCCCCUUUCCCAAGACCGCUAGUCUCACUGAUGAUCAUCGCGUUCCAAUUCCCAAGAAAGCAACAUUCGUCGAUAUUUGCUUAAGUAAGCAGUCAUCAGAAGAGGCGUUCGAGUUUUGGAGAUCUCUGGUCAGCGAAUAUUCGCUGCUCGGCUUGACCUACGAUUCCGACCGGGACGUUGCCCUCUCGGGUAUACGGCAGGCGUUCAACGCUGAUGGCAGGUUUCAGUAUUACGCCGGCCUAUGGAUUCAAGACCUUCCGCGAUCCUUACUCUGGACCAAGAACUGCAGACACGACGACGAACAGGAAAACCAGCUCAGUGCCCCUUCAUGGUCAUGGCUCUGCCGUUACAGAGGCAACCGCACCUUUGUUGACUAG
Messenger RNA from Sordaria macrospora k-hell, 483 nucleotides. RefSeq lists its product as uncharacterized. The record is from RefSeq and is a predicted model, not a curated record. NCBI's taxonomy places the organism in Eukaryota, Fungi, Ascomycota, Sordariomycetes, Sordariales, Sordariaceae.